GCCAGCCCUGGAAGCAGACCUCCCGCCAAAGCCUCCGCCACCUGCAGCCGCUCGGUCCGAGCCUCCACACGAUGAAACGCUGCGGCGACGCCCUCGGCGACCAAGAGGCAGCGUGGGCGUGGGCGUGGCCUUUACGCGACAGCGCGUGCGGCGCGCCGGGAUCUCAGCGCGCAGGCGUCGCCAGCGACUACGGCGGCGGUUGCUGCGCUCGGUAGUGGGAUCGCUGUGUCAGGCGCAGGCGCCGUGAAGUCCGCCCGCCCCAGGCCUCAGUUUGCUGUCUACUCGUCAUGGCUACUGAGCAAAGGCCUUUCCACCUGGUGGUGUUCGGCGCCUCAGGCUUCACCGGCCAGUUCGUGGCCGAGGAGGUGGCCCGGGAGCAGGUGGACCCGCAGCGGAGUUCCCGCCUGCCCUGGGCCGUGGCGGGCCGUUGCCGGGAAAAGCUGCAGCGAGUGCUGGAGAGGGCUGCCUUGAAGCUGGGAAGACCGACACUGCCGUCUGAAGUUGGAAUAAUAAUUUGUGAUAUCGCUAAUCCAGCCUCACUUGAUGAAAUGGCUAAACAGGCAACAGUUGUCCUCAAUUGUGUAGGACCAUAUCGAUUUUACGGAGAACCUGUAGUAAAAGCAUGUAUUGAAAAUGGAACUAGUUGUAUCGACAUCUCUGGAGAACCUCAGUUUCUGGAACUAAUGUAUUGGAAGUAUCAUGAGAAAGCUGCAGAAAAAGGGGUUUAUAUCAUUGGAAGCAGUGGCUUUGACUCCAUUCCAGCAGAUCUGGGAGUACUGUAUACCCGAAAUAAAAUGAACGGCACUUUGACUACUGUGGAAAGUUUCCUGACUAUACAUUCAGGAUCUGAGGGAUUAUGCAUUCAUGAUGGUACCUGGAAGUCAGCAGUUUAUGGUUUUGGAGAUCAGGAUAAUUUGAGAAAACUACGAAAUGAGUCAAAAGUGAAACCUGUCCCAUUUGUUGGUCCAAAAUUGAAAAUAAGGUGGCCAAUUUCUUACUGUAGAGAACUCAGCAACUAUGCCAUUCCUUUCUUGGGAGCUGAUGUGUCUGUUGUGAAGCGGACUCAGCGUUACUUACAUGAAAAUUUAGAGGAGUCACCAGUUCAAUAUGCUGCUUAUGUAACGGUGGGAGGCAUCACCUCUGUUAUUAAGCUGAUGUUUGCAGGACUUUUCUUUUUAUUCUUUGCGAGGUUUGGCAUUGGAAGGCAGCUUCUCAUAAGAUUCCCAUGGCUCUUCUCCUUUGGUUAUUUUUCAAAGCAAGGUCCAACACAAAAACAGAUUGAUGCCUCAUCAUUUACAAUGACGUUCUUUGGUCAAGGAUAUAGCCAAGGCCUUGCUACGGAUAAGAACAAACCAAAUAUCAGAAUUUGUACUCAGGUGAAAGGACCAGAGGCUGGCUAUGUGGCUACCCCCAUAGCCAUGGUUCAGGCAGCCUUGACUCUUCUCAAUGAUACCUCUGAUCUUCCUAAGACGGGCGGGGUCUUCACACCUGGAGCAGCUUUCUCCAGAACGAAGUUGAUUGACAGACUCAACCACCGAGGCAUUGAAUUUAGUAUCAUUAGCAGCUCUGAAGUCUAAACAUUUGAAGAAUUAACCAGUCAUAAAAUGCAUGAAUUAACAGCUUCUGUAUUUGAUAUUUGAAAUUCUUUUAUAAGCCUAUCUGACCAUAUGUGGAGGAUUGUCAAAUCUAAAAUACCUACCCAUUAAAAGCAGGCAAUUGAACUAGCUUACCCUAAAUUUAAAAUCUCAGCUGAUUUUUGUGGUUUUUAUUGCUUAUGAGAGAGAACUAGUAUUUCACUUUUUCAUUGAAGGGUUAAUGAUAAAUUUUUAUAAAUGAGCUGACAGAUCAGAUGGCAGAGUAGGUGGGGGUUCCUCUGUUGCUGACGGCGUUCCUCAGUGAGGGUGCCUGCAGCUGGCAUUCAUUGAGGGCGGUAACUCCUGCUUUCCUUGAUAUUGACUGGAAGCUCACUUCCCAGUGAGCUUUUCUGCAUAUUGUGUGGGCCUUUGCUAAAUGUAACCACUUUUUGCUAUUUUAGCCUAGUUUUUCACCUGUCUACACUGAUUGAUUUUGGACUCUUGCUUAAGUUGAAUAAUAAAGGGUUGUCAAUUAAAUGUCAGUUUUGUGUAUGAACCUGCCUACGUAUUUGCGUAGGGGUAGAAAUGUGCUUCUUAAAUGGUCUAACCUGUUUAAUGCUAAUAAUUGGGCUUGCCGUUCUUUCUUUUCCUGGUUCUAUACCUCUAACUUGUAUUUUAACAGUUGAGGUUAUGAGUGUCUAUUGAUUGUCACUGCUUAAGCAGUGAAAGCAGAAUUUUUCUCUUAAAUUUAAUUUUUGUAUUUUAGGUUUUCCACUGAAGCCCUAAAAUAAGGCAAAGAACUUGUGCUUUUGUGAUAAGCGUUUAAUAAAUGCAUGCGUAGUGUUUUGUGCCAUUCUUUAUGUAAAGAAGACAGCCCCUACCUUUAUGGAAUUUCUGCUCUAAAGUGUGAGGCUUAACAAAUACAGAACCACUGUCUGUACUGGGAGACCAUUCCGUGCUCCCUGUACAGAUUAAGAGGGCGCUUGUUGGUGGUAGUGCUGUUCACUCUAACUUUGCUUCCUCCACCCCUGCCUGGUCCUGGAGAGAUCAUCGUCUAGUCACAAGGAGAUAGGGAUUUAGAUCUCAGCU
Molecule: messenger RNA, 2663 nt
Organism: Trichechus manatus latirostris (Florida manatee)
Lineage: Eukaryota; Metazoa; Chordata; Mammalia; Sirenia; Trichechidae
Gene: SCCPDH
Product: saccharopine dehydrogenase (putative)
Exons: 12
Coding region: 288-1577 (429 amino acids)
Biological process (GO): glycolipid biosynthetic process
Cellular component (GO): lipid droplet; plasma membrane; mitochondrion
Source: RefSeq, a predicted model, not a curated record